Schistosoma haematobium is the source of this 9066-nucleotide messenger RNA. RefSeq names its product blue light receptor, variant 2. The coding region runs from base 2724 to 6302 and encodes 1192 amino acids. NCBI's taxonomy places the organism in Eukaryota, Metazoa, Platyhelminthes, Trematoda, Strigeidida, Schistosomatidae. Gene Ontology annotation, molecular function: GTPase activator activity. Gene Ontology annotation, biological process: signal transduction. The record is from RefSeq and is a predicted model, not a curated record. The transcript is spliced from 16 exons.
AAAUUGCUUAUGGUAAGUUACAAUAUAUUUGAAAGAGUACAUAUUAAAGGAAGAAAAAAAGAAGAAUGCUUACAAUUUGAAUAAGACAUUCUUGGUUAAAGUUCAAAUUAAACUCAUCAAAAUCAUAUUUGUUUUGUUUCUAUAUAAAAAUCAGUCAGAUAAACAAAUGUUAAAUGGAAUCAAAAAUUUUGAUUUGUUCAAUUUCCAUGGAGAUUUGUUCAUUUAUACAAUUCUAAUCAAAGAUUAAAUGAUAGAAACACAGUGAUUACUACUUUUUUUUUGUAAAUAAAUUCAAUCAUUUAUCAUCAUUGUUGUAUGUAAAAAAAUAUGUCAAAUUUAUCUGAAGAUAUAAGUAUAUCUAAACGACCAAGAAUAUUUCGUGGUAGAGGUGCUCAACAAAGAAGUGAUGUAAAAAAGAAAGCUAGAAGAAAUCAAAGUACAGGUGAUAUUAUUCAAAGUGCUAGAGAACCCACCAAAAUUGAAUCAAAAGAUGAAAAUGUAAAUCCCGGUAAAAAAGUUCGAAGAUGGUUACGUUUAUUAAAAAUGACUAGUAUUAGUGCUACAACUGCAAUAACAUUGGAUGGAUUAAGAACAGAGAAUAAUCAUUCUUAUAAUCAACAAACCAGUCAGAAUCCUCAUCCUCAUCAGUAUCAUCAUCAUCAUCAUCAUCAUCAUCAUCAUCAUCAUCAUUAUCCUGAUAAUUCUAAUUCACCUCCACAAGAAAUGCAAUCUUUUCUUGGCAACUUAGGUAUUGGAGCUUAUGUUGGUGAUGAAGAGAAUGCAUUUGUAAAUUCGGAUAAUUCAGAAGAAAUAAAUGUUGAUCAGUUAAAUAAAACAAAUAAACCUCUUUCUAAAUCAAUGAUAAAUUUAUCUUCAGUUAGUUUAUGGCCACCUAAACGUAAGACAAGUGAUCAAAUUGUUGAACCAGAGAUAUUGCUAAAUGAUGUCAGUGAACAUUGUAGCCGUUUAUCAUCCUCUCGUGUUAGUUGUCUAUCGAAUAAUUCGUUGUCAUCACCUCAAUCAACAACAUCGUUUACGCGUUCGCAAAAGAAACCAUCUAUUUCAGAAAUCACAAACUCAUCAACAUUUGACAGUGGGAUGAAUCAAUUCAAUCAAACUGAAUUCUAUGAAUCAAUGCCUUUAAUACUUAAAACUGUGAUAAAUCAAACAUCCUUGUAUAAUAAUAUUCAUUCUAUGCAGCGUUAUAAUGUAAGUGAAGGAUUUGCCUCGAGUAAUUUAACACCGAAACUUUCAACAAGUACUAUUACUGCCACUAAUAGUCAUCAUCAAAGUGGUGAGAAUAUUACUGUCAAAAGAGCUAUUCAUUAUCCAGCUUGGAUGAUUAUUAGUGAUGAACAAUUACAAUUGGAUACAACUUAUUCAUUUUAUCGGAUAGCAGAUUAUUUAAAAGAGUUAUAUUUAGCUGAAUCUUGGUUAGAGAAUCUAUUAAUAUCUGAUAUUUUACCAAGUCGUAGUCAUUCACCAGUAAGACAACCAACUGAUUAUCGAUCACGUCGAGCACGUCUUGAAAAUAAUCCAAUAAUGUCGCAUAAAAUAUUAAAGCGAACAUGCAGUGAACAACGUUAUGAUGAAACACAAUUAAUUGGUGGUUUAUGGGAUAGACGAGAGAUGGAUCUUAUUCAAAAAUUAAUUCGUCGAGCAAUCUCUACAAUUGAAUUGAACAUAUCAUCUAGACAAAUAGACGAAAAGGAAUCGUCAUAUUCAGCAACAACAACUACUACAACGACACUGAGUGCUAUAAUUUUUAGAAAUGCUUCAACUGAAAGAAAACUAGUACCAUGCAGAAGAAAGUCAAUAUUGACUUUUAUAGAAGCUAAUCAAAACAGAAUUCCCAUCUCUUUACGUUCAUUUAUUCCGGAUUGUGAGAAAAUCACAGGGAACAACGAAAAUAUUAUUAAAUUGAAAAAGAUUUACGCUGAAGAAAUUGUAAAUAUUGUUAAACUUCCUCGUUAUCCUGUUGAACAACAUUUAAAUUUAGAAACUAUACAUCAAUCACAAAAAUCUACCAUUUUUCUUUGUUCUGAUCAUCUUGUCUUAACACAAUGGCCAUUAGAUCCACAAUCAUUUGUAUGUAAUGGAGAUUUGGCGCAUAUUAUUCCAUUCUAUGAAUUAUGGUGUGAUACAAUGAAACUUGAUGGAUUAUUAUGCAUACGAUCAUCAUCAAUAUAUGUGUCAAAAUCAUUAAAGCACCAUAAUAAAUUCAAUCCUAAUAGAAAAAAUUCCGAAAUUGACAAUGAUCAUUUAAGCAAAUAUAAUAUCUCUUCAUCAUCCGGCAUAUUAGAAGAAGAUGCUGAUCUAUUGAAUAGUCCUACUUUCAAUGAACAAUGUAAUCAGUUAAUUAAUGAUACAGAGGUAAUAAAAACAUCAAAAUCUUCUUAUUCAUCAAAUGAUAAUCAUACACUUAAUAAUACUGAUAUGUUAUUAUUAAUUGGGCAUCCACCAAUGGAAAAUUGGGCAAUCCGUUUUUCAAAUAAUAAUCUUUGUGAAAAAUGGCGACAUAUGAUCAAUGAAUCUAUUCGAAAAAGUCAACAAAUAUUCUAUGGGAAAUCGAUCAAUGUGAAGGUGAUCAAUCAGAUAAUUCCAAAUCAUCAAAUCAUUUAAAAGAUAAAUCAUUGGAAGGACUUAAUAUUAAUGUAAAUAAUACAAAAGCUGAUUUAUAUCUACGCUAUACUGAAUCAAAUGGAGAAGAACGUGAAAUACUUAUGUAUGGUCCAGAAAACCCAUUCUUGAUAGCACUCUCUAGUGUUCAACUGAAUACUACGGAUUCUUCAUUCAGUACUCCUAAAUCAGCAACAACUGUUUCUAACACUACCAGCAAUACUACUAAUAUGAAUAAUACCACCGGGAAUAAUAGUCCAGACAGUAAUACUAAUCACUAUAAAGAUAUAUUGGAUCUAAUAAAGAAAGUCUCUUUAUCACCACAAUCGGAGAAUAGAACAACUGAUCAUAACCAUAACAACGGUAAUGACUACAUUAUUUCAAGAGAUCAAAUUAAAAUUAGUUUUGUACUUCGUCCUGUAGACAAAUAUUAUUCAACUGAAGAUAAUCAACAUCAACAUCAUUAUCAAAAUUAUCAAAAAGUUUCAACAAAAUCUGAUAUGAAAUCUACAGAAUAUGUGAGACAAGAACGUGGACGUUCCACAUCGAAAUCAUCUUCAGCAUCAGCAUCAAGAAAUCGUCGAAAUGAUAUGACACAAAACAAUAAUAUGAUGACUAAAUCCAGUAUAUUCUUAAACCAUAAUAAUACAAAUGUUAGCAAACAAAAUACUAGUACUAAUGUACCAUUGCGUGGUGCAAUUAGUACUAGUUCACUUCAAAUUGGUACAGCACAAGAAAUACAGUGUGGGCAAAUUUUUGGACGUCUACCUGAACAAUGUUGGCCUGAUUCUCAAUUACCGGAAUCUUUAGUGAAUCUAUUUGCUAUUGUAUAUUAUAAUGGGGUAAAUGUUGAAGGAAUAUUUCGACGUACAGCUGUUCAUAGUCAAAUUGAAUUGAUGAGAGCACGUGUAGAUGAAAAUAUUCAAAUGAUUACACCGAAUAAUUGUAGUCCAAUUUUAGCAUCGUGUGUUUUAAAGAGGUUUUUCUGUGAAAUACCUGGUCAUUUGUUAAUCGACUCUCAUUGGGAUGAGUGGGCCAGUUUAACUGAAAUUAGUUCAGCAUCAGAACGUUUACAGGUUCUUGAAAGAUUGAUUCGUAAUCUUCCCAAGGUUAAUCAGACAUUAUUGGCCUUGCUAAUUUAUUUACUUGCACAUAUUCGUGAUAAUGAAGAAAUAAACCGUAUGUCAGCUAGAAAUUUGGCGGUUGUAUGGGGUCCAAAUUUAAUUCAACGACCAAAUUCUCCAUUAGCAUUAUCUGAUUCUAUGAUAACGACACAAAUUAUAACUUACCUGUUGGAACCGGCAGUAACAAAUUUCUUAUUAAGCACUAGCAAUGUUAAGAUGGAAUUGAAUCAACACUUUUCAAAUAUUUGGGGAAAUUUUCUAAAAGACUCUAAUAAUAAGACAAAAGUUCAAAACACCACUACCACAUCAACAGCAACAACAAAUACUGACUCAUCAGAUGAUGAUAAAAUUUCUAAACAAGAUUCUGAUUUCCAUUCUGAACGGAAAACAGCGAAACAACAUCCUUCACGAAGAGGAUAUUCUGUUUCAAAUAUACCACCACAGAUAAGUUCUCUGGAAGUGGACAAUUCAUUGAUGAAUGAAAAAUUAGGUAAUUCAUUAUUGAAAACAAGUGAACAACAUCAACAUACUGAACCGAUAGUAGUAAAUAAUUCUUCUUUAAAUUUAUCAAUAAAUAAUAAAUCUAAUCAUCAGUUAAACAUGGAAAACCCAUCACAGUCAUCAUUAAUGAAACGAAGAGGUGCUGGACGUAUGCAUAAAAAAAAACAUAGUUUUUUUAAUCAAUUAGCAUUACCUGAUCAAACAGGACCACCUAAUUCUACUGGUAAACUAAAUAAACAAACGAAUUGUUUAUCAUCAACAGAUUUGAUUGCAACAGAAUUAAAAAAUAUUAUACGAUCAAGAACUACAUCAAGCAUAGUAUUACCAUUAUCAUUUUCUGUAACAGCUACAACAACAACUUUAACAAAUCCAUCAUUAACUUCAACAGUAUCAGUAGAGAAACAAGAAUCUAUGAAAAAGACAACUCCUUCAACAACAACAACAUCAUCAUCAUCAUCAUCAUUAUUAUUAUCUAGGCGUUCAAGAAACACAUCUUGUCCGCCGAGUACAAAUAAAGCAACAGUUUCUAAUGAUAAAUUUAGUAUUCCUUGCCCAUUGCCAAGAAAUCAAAUUAAUCUGGAAGCACCACCUGUCCCAUUAAGAGGUCAACAAUUAACACAUCAAGAUGUUCGAUUAAAACUUGCCAAUAAUAAUAAUAAUAAUAAUAAUAAUAAUAAUAAUAAUAAUAAUAAUAAUAUGAAUCUGCCAAAGAAUAAUUCUAAUCACUCAAAACCAAUCAGUCAUAAUAAUAAUAAUAAUAAUAAUAGUAAUAAUCGAUUACAUGACGAAACAAGAAUGCCGACUCCCACUCCCAGUACUCCAACUACUACAUCACCUAUAUCACGACAACAAAAACCAUUUCAUCGUAGAUUUCGGUCACAAACAUCGACCAUUGAAAUACCAGAUGUUACUUUACUGCAUACUGAUACAUAUAGAAUGCGACAAAACAAACUGAGUACUACUGCUACUACUACCGCUACUACUACCACUACUACUAAUAAUAAUAAUAGUAAUAGUAAUAAUAUUACUUAUAAAAGACAACUUUCCAUGGACUGUCCAUUUAGUUAUACUCAAUUAUUUUAUGAACCAUUCGAAAAUGAUCUAUCAGUAAGUAGUCAUGCUACUACUACUACUACUACUACUACUACUACUACUACUACUAAUACUACUACUACUACUACUAAUAGUGGUAGUAGUAAAACAAAUGAGUCUACUGCACCAAUUAAAAUUAUUUCAGUAUCGUCUAGUAGCAAAGAGAGUGUUCCAUUGAAACCUCAUAAAAAAUCAUCAUCUAACCAUAGUACUAAUGAUUACUCUAUCAAUGAUGGUAAUAAUCAUACGACAAAAUCCAGUAAAUCAAUCCAUUCGUCUACUGAUCACCGAUCACGUAAUAAUAAUAAUAAUAAUAAUAAUAAUAAUAAUAAUAACAGUGUCAAUAACAAUAUAAAUACUAAUAAUAGCAGUAUGCCACGAUCAGAAAGUGAUAUGAGUAUGAUUUCAACAGAUUCUUCAUUAUUAUCCUUUUCAUCCAAUUCAUCAUCAUCUUCAUUACGUAAACAUAAUAAUAAUAAUAAUAAAAUAAGGGACGAUACAACCGAUAUUACCACAGGAAUUCCAUGUCCAGUUGUACAUCGUCCAGAAUUUAAUACAACCGGUUAUAUUACUAAUACAAAACGUAAAUUCAGCCAGAAUACAAUACAAAAAUCCAAUUCACCUCAAUCAAUUAAUGAUUAUAAACAAUUGAAUAAAUCCACAUGUAAACAUCCAUUAUCAUCUCAACCAUUUAUUACGCCAUUACACUCAACAACAACAUCUUCAUCGUCAUCAUUUUCAUCAUCACCAUCACCGACAUCAUUUAGUAGUUCAGAUAUUGGUUAUGUUACAUCACAUCAUGAAAAUUUAGAAAAUAUUAUUCAUGAAAAUAAUUCUAAAAUAUUAAUUAAUUGUGUGAAUGAUGAAAAUCGUAGUAGUGGUACCACAGUUAGUCGAAUGAGUUCACAUGCUUCAACUAUAUCAAGUGGUUCAGUGACAGUGAUUUCAACAUCAACAGAAAAAUAAUUAUUAUAUUAUUUCAAGUAGUUUAUUCUUCUUUUUUUCGUUGUUUUCUUUCUAUGUAUCGUUCCUUCCUAUACCCUAUAUCAAUUUAGACAUAAAACACAAUUCAUUUGGAAUUACAUAACUGUAAUAUGAUAUAUAUGAAUUAUUUGUAUGAAAGUCUAUGAAAUCAUAUAUUGAAUGAAUAUGAGAUGAUCAUCAAUCUAUGCUUAUUGUCAUUCACAUUUGAUUGAAUUAGAAACUGGGUUUUUUUUAAAAAAAAACAAAAAGAGUACAAUAUGAAAUAGAAUACUUCAUAUAACAAAAUUAACCAUUCAUGUAUAUACGUACAGUAUACAUGAAUACAUUCCACCAGUGAUGUAUAUCCAUAUAGUAAAGAGAGAGAGAGAGAGUGGGAGAGUAAAAAGGAGGAAAAGAGACAAUAUUCCCUUACUUUUAACAUUAAACAUUCCUUUGUUUCCUUUUAUUUCAUUUAAAUUUGCAAAGAUAGACAAUCAUUAAUUAAUUUUAUUCAUUACGAUAUCCAUAUUGAUCAAUCAAUCAAUCAAUCAAUCAAUCAAUCAAUGAAUUUUGUCUACUUUCAAAAUGAUAACAAUUGGUGUAAUAAUUGAUUUUUAAUACUUACUACUGAAUUGUAUUGAUUAUUGGUUACUUUUCUUUUGUUCCUCUUUUAUGUACAUAAUAUUUGGUAUUUAUUUUAUAAUUUGUUUACAGCAUACAAUAUUAGUUUUGUGCUUCUCCUUUCCUAACGUGUCAUUAUUAUUAUUUUUUUGAUCGAAAAAAUUUCAAUAUGGAGAUUUAUAGAGAUUGUAGUAUUUUCACAAUUGAAUUCAUCAAUCGAUCUAAACUAGAUCACUAUUGAAAACACGGAGUCACUGGACAUCCGUUUCGUCUUACUAUGCGACUCCUUAACAAUACACAUCUUCGAUCGCGCUACACGAUAAUAGAGCCAUGAAUUUUGGGUCACAUGGACGGACGCUUAUUCUUUAGACCACUGGUCCGGUAUUUAACGGUGUUAAUGUUUACUAGGACCAAAUGGCCGUUCAGUUCUUCCAGGUUUUUAAUGUUGGUCUAUCUAAGAUCCGUUCAUGAUUUAACAACCUCUACAACUCCUUACUGACCAUUUUGAAAAUGUUAGCCUCUUUGGUAAGUUCACUUAAACGAAUCAUAAGAUUAUGGAGUCGACUGAUCACUAGAGUUCGGUUAUGUUAUAAACAAGCCAUUCGCCUUGGCUUUCAUCAUUUAAAUAAAUGACUAAAAAUAUAACCGGGAAAAUCUCAUUUCUACUAGUUCAGUAUAAUUUCUUCUAUUCCUAGUAAACAGUCAGAAGAUGAAGAUAGCAAGCCGAUAAGCAUUCUACAGUUAUGAAUCUCAAAACGUAAAGAAUUGUUACUUUAUAUCACGUGACAUAUCACCAAUCAAAAUAAUGAAUCUAAUGGGGUUUAUUAUAUGUCCAUAAUUUACUCUAUGGCUCAGUGUCUCGAAUUUUGCCAAUGCACAUCAGACCAUGACUAAUAACCUUGAGUCAACAGCUAGUUACUAUUGAUUCACGAUUCCAUGGAUUUUCUCUGCUUCGCCCUUGAUUAUAAAAGUCCACAAUUGGCUCCUACGAUAUUUAUGUUUCAAAAAGACGUGGUUUAUAGACAGACAUACCGAAACGCAUAUCACCAUAAAAUGAACAACAACUAUUCUUGAACAAACCGAAAGUGACUGUAACUUGGUAAGAACGUAAAUGAUAAACUGCGGACUGAUUAAGAGUAGUACAUUGUAUAGUAGUAAUUGAUCAGUUAACCGAAAGCCUAUGAAGAAAAGAAUAUAUACAAGUAUAAUAAUCUAGUGCUUUCAUAAUUAUAUAUAGCAUAUAUAAAUAUAUAUGGUGAGAGAGAAAGAGAAUCCACAAAUUAAUUAACAUUCCUUCAGUCUUUGUCCUGAUUUAACAUUUACAUACAUUAAUUACCUGGUCACAAUACACCUCAAAUAAGAAAUCCUGAUUUGUAUAAAAUCAAGUUUCGUGGAUGAUUUUAAAAAGAAGGACGAUGAGUGGUUAAUAAAUUAAUGAUAAUUCUGAGAUGAUGAAACAUUUAUAACGACAACUAAUCACCCAAAUGAAAGUUUAUCGUGACGACGGACCACGGGUGAACUCGAGAAAGCUGUAGGAGGCUCAGGAGGAGCCGAAGAUAUUCCAUCUAAUCUUCUUUUGGAAAAAUAUUCUUGAAUUUCUACGUGUAGCUUCCCGAUUGGACAAUGCUAAUAACCCCUUGUAUGCAGAUUGGAGGACUGUAGUGGUGAUUUCAUUCUUACUAAAAACUAUAAAUACCUGACAAUUUUGUACUAUAAUUGACACUGUCUGAGAAUAAUAUCCCUUUCAUUAGUCUUCUGUCUUUUCAUUGCGACUUGGAAGGGUUCUGGCGUUCUAGUGCUCACGUUAUACGCGGUAUAUCAAGAACAACCUUCUAGAUAUAACAUAUUUAGGGUAAUAUGAAGACAUUAUCAAAACAAAUGAUUUAGCAACCAUACACUAGUGAAAUAUGUAAUAAUCUAUCCCACCACUCUCACAUAUUCACAUCUAUAUAACAGGAGUCCGUGACUUCUUCAACUCAUCUGUAUGAAGAUGGUUUUUGAUACAAAAUGAUAUUGAUAAGAUGGUCAAUCAUGAGCCAUUUGAACCUAUGACUUUUUAUGAUAUUGAACCCAAGACUUUCUACUUCUAUGAUACGUAUGAUAAUACUUGAUUUUUUAUAAAGAAAAAUGCACCACUAAAAAUGUG